AUGUUCAAAUAUAUAGUAAAUAAAUUGAAGAAGGUGACAACAAACCAUGUUUUCAAUAGGAAUAAUAUAUACCCGGACCCUGAGUCGGAGAAGGCGAUAAUGGGAUCAGUGGUGUACUGCAUCCAUCACAAAGAAGGAUGCAAGUGGUCAGAUGAACUCAAACUGUUGAAGGCGCACCUCAACACGUGCAAGCACGACGCGGUGCUCUGCGCGGCACAGUGCGGGGCGAUGAUACCGCGUCUGCUCAUGCAGGACCACCUGCGCUACACCUGCCCGCGCCGCCGCGCCAACUGCGAGCACUGCGGGAAGGAGUUCUCGGGCAGUGCACUUGAGGAUCACCAAGACAACUGUGGCCACGAGCCUGUUUACUGCGAGAACAAGUGCGGGGCCAAAGUGCAGCGACGCUACACGCAGCAGCACGCGCAGCAACACUGCAGCAAGCGGCUGGUCCCCUGUCGCCAUUGCGGACAGCGGUACACACAGGAUACUCUAUCGGCGCACGGCGCGCUGUGCUCGCGCGCGCCGGUGCCGUGCCCGCAGCGCUGCUCGGCGGCGCCGGCGCGGGACGAGCUCGACGCGCACCUGCGCGAACACUGCGCCGCCGGCGCCGCGCCCUGCGGGUACAGGGACGCGGGCUGCAGGUUUAAGGGCACAAGACAAGCACUAGAAAGACACACGGAAGAGAGCUCGCAGCAGCACCUGGCGCUGGUGUCGGCGCUGGCGAGCCGCCAGGCGCGGCAGCUGGACGCGCUGCGCGCCGCCGUCGCGCGCCUCGCCUGCAACUACUCGGGCGCGCUCGUGUGGCGCAUCAACGACUGGGCCGCCAAGAUGGCCGAGGCCAAGUGCAAGGAGGGAUUCGAACUCACUUCCCCCGCCUUCUACACGAGCCAGUAUGGAUAUAAGUUGCAGGCAUCACUGUUUCUAAACGGCAACGGCGCGGGCGAGGCGACGCACAUGUCCGUGUACAUCAAGAUCCUACCGGGCGAGUACGACGCGCUGCUGCGCUGGCCCUUCGCGCACUCCGUCUCCUUCACGCUGUUCGACCAGAGCUCGAGCCCCGACCGCGCCUGCAACAUCGUCGAGAGCUUCGUGCCGGACCCCACGUGGAAAAACUUCCAAAGACCAUCGAAGGAACCCGACGCGCUAGGCUUCGGAUUUCCCAGGUUCGUGUCCCACGAAAUGCUCAAAAAGAGAAACUUUGUCAAAGACGACGUCAUGUUUCUAAGAGUAAAAGUCGAUCCCAGCAAAAUUGUUGCGGUC
Molecule: messenger RNA, 1260 nt
Organism: Brenthis ino (lesser marbled fritillary)
Lineage: Eukaryota; Metazoa; Arthropoda; Insecta; Lepidoptera; Nymphalidae
Source: the annotation of a GenBank genome assembly